Molecule: messenger RNA, 3999 nt
Organism: Synchiropus splendidus (mandarinfish)
Lineage: Eukaryota; Metazoa; Chordata; Actinopteri; Syngnathiformes; Callionymidae
Product: pituitary adenylate cyclase-activating polypeptide type I receptor-like
Exons: 13
Coding region: 103-1452 (449 amino acids)
Biological process (GO): cell surface receptor signaling pathway; adenylate cyclase-modulating G protein-coupled receptor signaling pathway
Cellular component (GO): plasma membrane
Molecular function (GO): peptide hormone binding; vasoactive intestinal polypeptide receptor activity; G protein-coupled peptide receptor activity
Source: RefSeq, a predicted model, not a curated record
CGCAGACUUACGGAGCGGCUCGUCUCCCGGCUCGGUUCCACUCUUCCACUCUCGAGAAUAUCACAACGGAAGUAACGGUCCAGAGUUUCGAGCGGUUCAAGUAUGUUCCGGAGCGCGAUUUCGGGUCUGAUGGUUUUCCUGACGGCGGUCAUGAAGAUGAAUGCCAUGCACCCGGACUGCGCCCUGGUGGUCCAGCACAAGAAGGACCAGGAGGAAUGCACCCGGAUCCUUCAUGAGGAGGAGAGGAUCCGCGGCAACCAGACAGAGUGUCCGACUGUUUGGGACGAUGUUCGCUGUUGGCACCGAGCUGAGGUGGGGCAGGUCAUCAGGGUCUCGUGCGCCAAUGUCUCCCUGCUGUUCAACAACCAAGGCUUCAUCUACAGGAACUGCAGCUCAGCGGGCUGGUCCAGCAUUUACCCGUCUUACACAGAAGCGUGUGAGUUCCUGGACGACGAGGAGCUGGAACCAGAGACGACCUACUUCUCCAACUUCAAGCAGGUCUACACGGCGGGAUACGCCACCUCCCUUAUCUCGCUCAUCUCUGCCAUCUUUGUCUUCACGGCCUUCAGGAAGUUCCAUUGCACCCGGAACUACAUACACAUGAACCUCUUCUUCUCCUUUAUCCUGAGAGCCAGCGCUGUCUUCAUCAAAGAUGGGAUCCUUUUCGCCGACGAAAACCUGGACCACUGCUUCAUGUCUACGACCUCCUGUAAGGCGGCGGUGGUCUUCUUCCAGUUCAGCAUCUUGGCCAACUACUUCUGGCUGCUGGUGGAGGGAAUGUACCUGCAGACCCUGCUGGCGCUCACCUUUGUCUUUCAGAAGAAGUACUUCUGGUGGUACAUCCUCAUCGGCUGGGGUUUGCCCACGACCAUCAUCACAGCCUGGAUCCUCACCAGGAGCUUCUACGACGACAGAGGUUGCUGGGACGACACUGACGUCUCCUUCAUCUGGUGGAUCAUCAAAGGUCCAAUAACUGCAUCCUUGCUGGUGAACUUCAUCAUCUUCAUCAACGUGAUCCGAAUUCUGGUGCAGAAACUCCGAUCUCCAGGCGUCGGCGGAAAUGACACCAGCCACUUCAAGAGACUGGCCAAGUCCACGCUUCUUCUCAUCCCUCUGUUCGGGAUGCACUACAUGGUUUUCGCCUUCCUGCCUGAAAACACGGGAGCAGAGGCGCGAAUAUUCAUCGAGCUGGGUUUGGGAUCCUUUCAGGGGUUCGUGGUCGCACUGCUCUAUUGCUUCCUCAAUGGAGAGGUGCAGGCAGAGUUCAAGAAAAGGUUCUGGAAGUGGCAGACUCAGAGUUACCUGAGCUACAGUCUACGACGGAGAACCUUGUUCACGGAGAGCAGCACCAUCACACAAAUCUCCGUCCUGGACAAGUCCAGUCCCAAAGACCCCACGGCAGCCGAGACGCAGACUCCCCUCACACCCAGCAACAGCGUCUCCCCUGUCUGAUGACAUCACCUGGAGGUUUCGUCACCCGGAAAGCCGCCAUCUUGGUACCACUGCAACUCAGAUCGAUCAGUUCCGUGACUCAUUGCUGCUUCAAAAAACUCAUUCUCAAGAUUGCAAGCUUUUAUUCUUCGGUUUUUACGUUUUUUUUAUCUUCCAAAAGAGGUGCAGUUUCAUCAGAAACCAGAAAAUAUCCAAAAUCACCUUCUUCUGCCACUUAUCUGGGGUUGGGUCGCGGAGGCAGCAUUCGGAGCAGGGAAGCCCAAACUUCCCGAUCCGCACAAACCUCCUCCAGCUCCUCCCGGGGGAUCCCGAGGCGUUCCCAGGCCAGAGCGGAGACAUCAUCUCUCCAGUGAGUCCUGGGUCUUCCCCGGGGUCUCCUCCCGGUAGGACAUGCCCGGAACACCUCCCCAGGGAGGCGUCCAGGGGGCAUCCGGAUCAGAUGCCCGAGCCACCUCAGCUGGUUCCUCUGGAUGUGGAGGAGCAGCGGCUCCACCCCGAGCUCCUCCCGGAUGACCGAACUCCUCACCCUAUCUCUAAGGGUGCGCCCAGCCACCCUGCGGAGGAAACUCAUCUCAGCCGCUUGUAUCCACGAUCUCAUCCUUUCGGUCAUGACCCAAAGCUGGUGACCAUAGGUGAGGGGGGGAACGUAGAUCGGUCGGUAAAUCCAGAGCUUCGUCUUGUGACUCAGCUCCCUCUUCACCACGACGGUCCGAUACAGCGACCGCAUCACUGCUGCCGCUGCACCAACCCGUCUAUCAAUCUCACGCUCCCCUUUUCCCUCACUGACAAGACGCCGUGAUACUUAAACUCCACCACUUGGGGCAAGAACUCUCCACCGACCCGGAGAGAGCAAACCACCUUAUUCCGGUCGAAAACCAUGGCCUCAGACUUGGAGGUGCUGAUCCUCAUCCCGGCCGCUUCACACUCGGCUGCAAACCGCCCCAGCGCAUGUUGAAGGUCCCGGUCCGAUGAGGCCAGCAGAACGUUGCAAAUAUCAGAGAUGAGUUUCUGUGGUUCCCGAACCGGAUCCCCUCCGACCCCUAGAAAUUCUGUACAUAAAAUCAGAACCGGUGACAAAGGGCAGCCCUGGCGGAGGCCAACAUUCACCGGGAACAGGUCUGAUUUCCUGCCGGCAAUGCGAACCAUGCUCCUGCUCCGGUCAUACAGGGAGCGGACAGCCCCUAGUCGAGGGCCCCGCACCACAUAUUCCCGGAGCACCCCCCACAGGACAUCGCGAGGGACACGGUCGAACGCCUUCUCUAAAUCCACAAAGCACAUGUGGACUGGUUGGGAAAACGCCCAUGAACCCUCGAGCACCCGAUGGAGGGUAUAGAGCUGGUCCAGUGUUCCACGACCGGGACGAAAACCACACUGUUCCUCCUGGAUCUGAGGUUCGACUAUUGGCCGAAGUCUCCUCUCUAGUACCCUGGAAUAGACCUUUCCAGGGAGGCUGAGGAGUGUGAUCCCCCUAUAGUUGGAACACACCCUCCGGUCCCCCUUCUUAAACAGGGGGACCACCACCCCGGUCUGCCAAUCCAGAGGCACUGUCCUCGACUGCCACGCGAUGUUGCAGAGACGUGUCAGCCACGUCAGCCCCACAACAUCCAGGGAUUUCAGAUACUCAAGUACAUUUAAAGCUAAUAUUUUAGCCAACCGAAUUAAUUGAAUUUAUAUCGAUAUUUUUACUCAGUUUCCCACAGGAAAGAUAAAUAAAAGUGGUCUAGUCCGAACAAGAUCGUAACUCAAAACGUAAUUUAAUAUGGAGAAAAUUGCUGCACAAACAUCCUCAUAGUGAAGUAUUUGAAUGGAAACAUAACGGGGAAAACAGCGACUCCAAGUGGUGAAGGGCAAUCACUGCGCUUAAACAGAACUAUAGUCGAUACAAUAAUAAUAAUAAUAGGUUUGUUCCUGAUCUUUGUUCAAGAACAGCUGUAUUAAACACCGCAAAUGUUCAAAUCAAUCUAUCUAUAUUUAGCAAAUAUUAAUGCCAGAUAUUUAACAAAUCUGAAGAGAGACAACGGCGCCCCCAAGUGGUGAGUGCGAUUAUUAUUUUUAUUUCAAUCCGAGACAAACUAGGCAGCAACACAUUUUACACCGUUUUGAUUAUUUGACACUAUAAGAAGAAAAUGGCGCCCCCACCAGGUGGCUGAGGUCCAUGGCGGGUCCUGGUGCUGGGGGCCACUGACUCAUGUACUUGGUUGUCCUGACGCCGAGCUGGAGCUGGUGCCUUUCUUCUCCGAGCGGCUGAUGUCCCUGGAGAUCCUCCUCCGAUGUGUUGCACAGUGCACGAGCACCAAACUGGAGCACUCGACUGUAAAACCUCUGUCUUUCUCCUCCGAAUCACUUGCUGUGUAAAUAUGACAGAUGUGACUUUCACCGUGAAGCAGAUGAUAAACAUUUUAUAAAUGUAUAUAUAGACAGACAUAUUUAUAAUAAGGAGCAUUAGAGUGGAAAAGUAAUAUCAUUUUAUGUGCAGUCGUAUUUGAACACAUUAAAUUAAAUAAAACGUUUAUAUUUAUUUUAUUAAAUUCAAAUUUUCAAGUAUUG